This is a messenger RNA of Triticum turgidum subsp. durum (durum wheat), 1365 nucleotides long. The record is from the annotation of a GenBank genome assembly. Lineage: Eukaryota; Viridiplantae; Streptophyta; Magnoliopsida; Poales; Poaceae.
AUGUCGGCGCCAAUGCCUGGGCCGGAGGUGUUCGACGUCGUCAUCUUCGGGGCCUCAGGCUUCACCGGCAAGUACGUCAUCCGCGAGGCCCUCAAGUUCCUGCCCCCCAACGCCUCCCCGCUCCGGACCCUCGCGCUCGCCGGCCGCAGCCGGGAACGCGUCGCCGCUGCGCUCAGCUGGGCCGCCUCGCCGGGGCCCGUCCCGCACGUCCCCAUCCUCGUCGCCGAUGCCUCCGACCAAGCCUCUCUCGCCGUGGUCACCGCGCGGGCGCGCGUCCUGCUCUCCUGCGCGGGGCCCUUCCGCCUCCACGGCCGCCAGGUGGCCGCGGCCUGCGCGGAAGCAGGGACCCACUGCCUCGACAUCUCCGGCGAGCCUGAGUUCAUGGAGCGGGUCGAGGCCGACCUCCACGAGGUCGCCGCCAAGAACGGAUCGCUGAUUGUCUCCGCGUGCGGUUUUGCCUCCACCGUCGCGGACCUGGGGUUCUUGUUCCACUCCAGGCAGUGGACGCCACCGUCAGUGCCGGUGAGCGUGGUCGCGUAUGUCAACCUGGAGUCGUCGGACAGAAAGAUCGUCGGGAACUUCGCCACGUUUGAGUCGGCUGUUCUUGGUGUGGCCAACACCAGCCAGCUGCAAGCGCUGCGCCGGUCCCGGCCGAGGCCCGCGAAGACCAGUAUUCCGGGUCCUCCGCCUCCCAAAGGAUCGUUGAUGAUUGAGCAUGACAAGGCACUAGGAUUGUGGGCCAUGAAGUUACCUUCUGCUGACACAGUGGUUGUGAAGAGAACACUAGCAAAAGUGACAGAGCAUCCCGAGGGCCUUCCUUGUGCGGAUGAAACCUCAGAUUUUGAGAAGCAUAGGAAGGAAUUCUGGUCCUCUAUCAAACCUGCGCAUUUCGGAGUGAAGAUCGGAAGCCGUUCCAUCCUAGGCCUUGUGUGGUGCCUGUCUACUGCAAUUUUUGUUGGCAUUCUGGCGGGUUUCUCCUUCGGCAGGUCUCUCUUGCUUAAAUUCCCUGAGUUCUUCUCCCUCGGGUUUUUCAGAAAGACCGGACCAACAGAAGCGGAGGUCAGCAGCGCCUCGUUCAAAACAUGGUUCGUCGGCCGUGGCUACAUCGAUUCAGCCAACGCGUUAGAGUGUGGAAGCAAGCCAGACAAGGAGAUUGUCACCAGAGUUUCAGGCCCAGAGAUCGGGUACAUCACGACUUCGAUCGUCCUCGUCCAGUGCGCCCUCGUCCUGCUUAGCCAGCGAGCCAAUCUGCCGCAAGGCGGGGUGUACACGCCCGGCGUUGUCUUCGGGCCAACGGAUCUCCAGAAGCGCCUCGAGGAAAAUGGCCUGUCAUUCGACCUCAUCUCCACGAGGACCAUCCCUUAA